Neomonachus schauinslandi (Hawaiian monk seal) is the source of this 3378-nucleotide messenger RNA. RefSeq names its product NLR family pyrin domain containing 14 (gene NLRP14). Gene Ontology annotation, cellular component: cytoplasm. NCBI's taxonomy places the organism in Eukaryota, Metazoa, Chordata, Mammalia, Carnivora, Phocidae. Gene Ontology annotation, molecular function: protein binding. Gene Ontology annotation, biological process: regulation of inflammatory response. The record is from RefSeq and is a predicted model, not a curated record.
AUGAAGAAAGUGUGGUAUUACGAAAGCAAAGGGGAAAGAGAACAUCAAGCAAUAACAGAUGGGUCGUUGUCUUCCUUCUUUCCUGACUUUGGGCUGCUAUUGUAUUUAGAAGAGCUGAACAAAGAGGAAUUGAAUAAAUUCAAGUUACUUUUAAAGAACGAGACUGUGGAGCCCAGGGACUGCAGAUACUCUGUCUGGGCUGAUGUGAAGAAGGCCAGUUGAGAAGACCUGGCUAAUUUGAUGAAAAAAUAUUAUCCCGGGGAGCAAGCCUGGGAUGUGGCUCUCAAAAUCUUUGGCAAGAUGAACCUGAAGGAUCUGUGUGAGAGAGCAACAGCAGAGAUCAACUGGACAGCCCAGACCAUGGGACCAGAGGAUGCCAGGACACAGGAGGAGCAAGAUGAUCAGGAGGCAGUGGAGGGUGAUGGAACAGAAUACAGAACCCAAAUAAAGGAAAAAUUUUGUAUCAUGUGGGAUAAGAAGUGUUUGUUGGGAGAACCUAAAGAUUUCCAUCCUGGAGUUGCUCAGGAAGAUCGAGAACUGUUGGAACAUCUGUUCAACGUGGAUGUGAAAACCGGUGAGCAGCCACAGACAGUCGUGCUCCAGGGGGCUGCUAGAGUUGGGAAAACAACCUUGGUGAGAAAAGCAAUAGUAGAUUGGGCCCAGGGCAGUCUCUAUCAGCAGAGGUUUAGCUAUGUUUUUUAUUUCAAUGCAAGAGAAAUCAACCAGUUGAGAGAACGAAGCUUUGUUCAAAUGAUAACCAAGGACUGGCCCAGCACGGAAGGCUCCAUUGAAAGGAUAAUGUCCCAGCUGAGUAGUCUCCUUUUUAUUAUUGAUAGUUUUGAUGAACUGAACUUCGCCUUUGAGGAACCUGAGUUUGUGCUAUGCAAAGACUGGACCCAGGUACACCCAGUGUCCUUCCUUACGAGUAGUCUGCUGAGGAAAGUGAUCCUCCCUGAGUCGUUUUUAUUGGUGACAACGUGACCUACAGCUUGUAAGAAACUAAAGCCUUUGUUGAAGAACCAGCAUUCUGUAGAGCUGCUGGGUAUGUCCAAGGUUGCAAGAAAGGAAUAUAUUUACCAGUUUUUUGAGGACAAGAAGAGGGCCUUGCAGGUAUCCAAUUCACUAAGAAAUGAGAUGCUUUUCAGCAUGUGCAAAGUCCCCCAGGUGUGCUGGGCCAUCUGCACCUGUCUGGAACAGCAGAUGGAGAUGGGUAGUGAUGUCUCAUUAACCUGCAAAACAGCCACAGCUCUGUUCACCUGCUAUAUCUUUAGCCUCUUCCCACCAGUAGAUGGAAACUGUCCUAGUCCACCCAACCAAACCCAACUGAGGAGACUGUGGCACUUGGCUGCCAAAGGAGUGUGGACUAUGACAUCUGUGUUGUACAGGGAAGAUCUCAGAAAGCAUGGGUUAACUAAAUGGGAUGUGCUGAUUUUCCUGGACAUGAGUAUUCUUCAAAAGCACACGGAGUAUGAAAAUUGCUAUGUGUUCACCCACCUGCAUGUUCAGGAGUUUCUUGCAGCUAUGUUCUAUAUGUUGAAAGACAAUUGGGGGACCAGGAACAAUUCCCUUCAGUCUUUUGAAGAUUUGAAGCUAUUGCUUGAAAGCAACAGUGAUCAAGAUCCCCAUUUGAUGCAGAUGAAAUGCUUUUUGUUUGGCCUUUUGAAUGAUGAUCUAGUAAAACAACUGGAGACAACUUUGAACUGUAAAAUGUCACUGGAGAUAAAAAGGAAGAUCCUUCAGUGGCUCGAGAUACUGGGGAACAGCGAACAUUUUCCAGCACAGCUAGAAUUUCUGGAGUUGUUUUUCUAUCUGUAUGAGACUCAAGAUGAAGCCUUUAUAAGCCAGGCAAUGAGAUCUUCCCAAAAGUUUGUCAUUGAUGUUUGUGGAAAAGUCCAUUUACUUGUGUCUUCAUUCUGCCUUAAGCACUGCCAAUGUUUACGGACCAUUAAAUUGUCUGUAACUGUGUUAUUUGAGAAGAUGUUAAACUCAAGCCCCCCAGCUGAACUUUGGGAUGGUGGUCACUUUACUCAUUACUGGCAAGAUCUCUGUUCUGUGCUUCAUACAAAUGAGCACUUGAGAGAACUGGACCUGUGUCCUAGCAACCUCAAUGAAUUAGCCAGAAGACUUUAUCAAGAACUGAGGCACCCAAACUGUAAACUACAAAAACUCUUGAUGAGAUUUCUUUCUUUCCCUGGCGGUUGUCAGGAUAUUGCUAGUUCUUUGACUCACAACCAGAAUCUGAUGCAUCUUGAUCUGAAAGGGAGUGAUAGAGGCGACGAUGGAGUAAAGUCAUUAUGUGAAGCCUUGAAACACCCAGACUGUAAACUACAGAAUCUGAGCUUGGAAUCCUGCGACCUAACUACAGUUUGCUGUCUAAAUAUCUCUAAGGCUCUCGUCAGAAGCCAGAGCCUGAGAUUUCUGAAUUUGUCGACCAAUCACCUAUUGGAUUAUGGGAUCAAGCUGUUGUGUGAGGCCUUAGGACAUCCCAAGUGUCACCUAGAGAGACUAUCCCUAGAAAGCUGUGGCCUCACAGUAGCUGGUUGUGAGGCUCUUUCUUUGGCCCUCAUCAGCAACAAAAGGUUGACACAUUUGUGCUUGGCAGACAACAUCCUGGGAGAUGAUGGAGUAAAGCUUGUGAGUGAUACUUUGAAAAAUCCACAGUGCAAUCUCCAGAGCCUCAUAGUACAGAAGUUUAAAAUUUUUGUGAAGUCAAAUUAUCUUCCUCCUCAUAACUUCUCAAAGUUUUGUCGCAUUGCCACUUCGCUUAGCAGUGAACAUCUCUCAUCUGCUCUCCUGCGCAACAAGAGCCUGACACAUCUGGAUCUGGGGUCAAAUUGGCUGCAAGAUGAUGGAGUAAAGCUUCUGUGUGAUGCCUUUCCGCAUCCAAGCUGUCACCUUCAGGACCUGGAACUGAUGGGCUGCGUUCUUACUAGUACGUGUUGUCUGGAUCUGGCUUCUGCUAUUCUGAACAACUCACACCUGCAGAGCCUGGACCUUGGAUACCUGCAGGAUGAUGGAGUAAAAAUUCUGUAUGAGGCUUUGAGACAUCCAAACUGCAAUAUUCAGAGGCUUGGGUUGGAAUAUUGUGGUUUGAUCUCCCUGUGUUGUCAGGAUCUCUCCUCUACUCUUAGAAACAACCAGAACCUGAUAAAACUAAACCUGAGACAGAAUACUUUAGGGAAUGAAGGAAUGAUGAAGUUAUGUGAAGUCCUGAGGUCUCCUGAAUGUAAACUGAAAGUUCUAGGGGUGUGCAAAGAGGCGUUUGAUGACGAAGUCCAGAAGCUGCUGGAAGCUGUGCGAGUUAGCAAUCCACACCUUAUCAUUAAGCAUGAUUAUAAUCACAAAGAUGAAGAUGGUUCCUGGUGGUGGUGUCCCUGA